AUGUCGCAGCUUGUGGACCUGAUGCUUGCUGUCGGAAGCUCUCCACCGGUCAGUCCAUCAUCCAACACGGUGGACCUUCCUCCUAUCACUGGCCCUGCAGCGAUUUCAGCAGGCAAUGCUACAGCGAGCAACAAUGAUGAUACCAGUGUCGCAUCCGAGUCUCCGUUGACCACUGUCAGCAACCCAUCCCUCGGCGACAAGCGACGGGCAGAGGAGGACCUUGUGGAAUUUGCUAAGCAGGUCGGUCGCCGAGUUCGCCUCAGGCCAGCGGCGCAGAAGGAACUUGAUGCUAAUGCAGUGCUCUCUCUGUCUGAGCGGACUUUAUGGAUUUCGGCACGCUUGCUCAAGCACGAAGAACAACUGGAGACUAUACAGCCUGCAGAGGUUCAGUGGACUCUGCCGAGGGGGGACAAGAUUGAGGUGUACAGCUAUUUAGUGAUCGUCUCACCGCUGUUACCGGCGUAUGUCAGGCACUCAACACCGAACAAGUGCAUCAAGACGUUAUUCGACCGUCAUACACAUUGGGGCUAUACGACUGAAAUUCGCAACAACACACACAAGAAUCUGAUCGUACUGAAGCGUAUAACAGACCGCUUGACCGACCGGCGUGCAGAGUUGAAGAGUAUGGUGUGGCUCAGCCUCGGACCGGAGAUGCUAUCUGCUAGUGCGACUGCCAAGAGCCGGGCCGCUGCUGCGCGCGUUGACAUCAUGACGUUGUGCGAGAGCAUCGCUGCGCAUCUUGCAGGUACUCGAGUUCAAGUGACUUUAGAGCUGUGUGCUCGUGUAGCUCUGUUGCGGCAGGUGCUGAUCGAGGUUCUGUCCAUACCUACAUUCAACAUCAAUCAAUACUGGGAUCGUGUGGAUACACAUCUUGAGACCAUCCGCACCAAAUAUCCUCAGGCUACUGACGCCCGCAUGAUAACAAAAGUCUUCAUGGCUAUACUGAAUGCGGACAUGAAAGAGUUUGGUUCGCCAUCCUUGCCGGAUGCCCGUGGACAGGAUGCAACGUCUGCGCCGUCUCAGCUUCAAGCCUUGGCGGACGACGCAGCCGACAACUUUGCUCAUGAUCUUCGUGAGGAAUAG
This is a messenger RNA of Fomitopsis serialis, 1083 nucleotides long. RefSeq lists its product as uncharacterized. The transcript has 7 exons. The record is from RefSeq and is a predicted model, not a curated record. The coding region runs from base 1 to 1083 and encodes 360 amino acids. Lineage: Eukaryota; Fungi; Basidiomycota; Agaricomycetes; Polyporales; Fomitopsidaceae.